CUACGGUGCAAGUAAUGCGCCGGGAAGAUGGUAUGCGCUGCCGGCAGUAAGAUGUACGCUGACCACUGCUGGCUCCUGUGUUCGGCAAAGCAUUACCUGCCCCUGGUUCCGGACGAACCGAGUGUAACGGAGUACUGGUCCCGGUGUACUGCAAGCGUAACGUUAUGAAGUCCUGGGGACGCAAUUCGACCGAACGUACCAAAGCGUUGCUAACCAGUGCAAGGGGACCAGGUAGUGUGAGGGUGGGACUGGUGGGGCUAGAGUGUAGCACAUUCGUUGUGGUGAUAGUUGUGCUCGGGUGUUUGGUAGUGUCGGCCGUCGGAGAUGUUUUUACCGUUGGCUAUCUGACAGGAUCGCAGCGACGGCCGGGUGAUCGCGUUUACGCACGACCGGGAUUACAAAUUUCCGGUGCCAUAACCCUAGCCAUGACCGAGGUGAACGACCGGUACUUUAGCAAGCACGGACACGAGCUGCAGUUCGAGGUGGCAGAAACGUACGGCGAGGAGGUAACGAGCAUCCGCAAGACGGCUGACCUCUGGACGAAGGACGUGAUCGGAUACCUUGGACCGCAGGAAACCUGCGUACACGAGGGCCGUAUGGCGGCCGCCUUUAAUCUGCCAAUGAUUUCCUACUUUUGUACGCACAAUGAAACGUCCAACAAGAAACACUUUCCAACGUUCGCACGAACCCGACCGCCGGAUCUACAAAUUUCCAAAUCGGUCGUUUCGCUACUCCUCGCCUACAACUGGACCCAGGUUAGUUUUUUGUAUCGUGCUUCAGACAACGGUGAGUUCGAUGCGGUUGCCGAAACGCUCAAGACGACACUCCGGACAGCGAGCAUCCGGAUACGGUCCGUCGCAACCUGGACCGACAUCUAUCACCACGGGUAUUCGAGCAAUCCGUUCGAGCGACUAGUGGAGGAUACGUACGUGGACACGCGAAUUUAUCUCGUGCUUGGAUACCACUACGAACACAUCGGGCUGCUGGUAAGCCUAUGGCGGCGCGGUUUACUCGACCGGGGCGAAUAUUUUGUCGUUGGGGUCGACAUCGAACAGUACGACGCGGCACUGCCGAUGAAGUACAUGCACGGGCUGCUGCAGACGACGCCCGACACGGAUGUGGUCGAAGCGUUCCGGCACUAUCUGGCCAUCGUACCGUCGGCGCCGGUACGGUUCGAAGAGUUUGCGGUUAAGGUUAACAAAUAUUUGGAGCUGCCACCGUUCAACUACCGGAACGCGUUGAUCUUCUUUGGAGGCGUAAAGCAGAUAAGGGCGGAAGCUGCCUAUCUGUACGAUGCGGUUCAUCUGUAUGCAAAUGCACUGAUGCAGGUACUGCUGGCGGGCGGAAGUCCGAAAAAUGGUACCGCCAUAAUCGAAGCGAUUAAGGGACGCGCUUACAUGAGUGCGAUGGGCUAUCUGGUGCACAUCGACGAGAAUGGUGACGCGACCGGAAACUAUACCAUUCUCGCCCGGAAACCUGUCCCGAGUACGGCCGCCGGCAACCAGUACGGAUUGUUUCCGAUCGGGCGGUUCAGCUCACCGACCGUGGCUCGCAUACCGGAGAUUCGCCUGUUUGAUACGAUCGAUUGGGUCGGAUCCGGUCCGCCGGUCGCCGAGCCGCGGUGCGGCUUUCGUGGUGAAAAGUGUAUCAGUUACACGGGCGAGAUAACGGGUGGUAUUGCUGGGGGUGCACUGUUGCUGCUGGGUGUCGUCUCGCUCGUCCUGUACCGGAACUGGCGCUACGAACAGGAGCUCGACAGCCUGCUGUGGAAGGUGGACUUUCGCGAAAUUCAGAUGCACGAAAAUGAGAAGGAAACGGCCGGACAGAAAAUGACACGGACCACUCACCCACUUAUACGAACGAGUCAGGUUAGCUUAAGCUCAAACCCGGACCUAGACUUCCGGUACUCCACCAUCUUCACGCCGAUCGGUCUGUACAAGGGUCAGCUGUACGCGAUCAAGAAGGUGAAAAAGAAAAGCAUCGACAUUACGCGCGAGAUGAAGAAGGAGCUCAAGCUGCUGCGCGAUAUGCGGCACGAUAAUUUGAACGCAUUUAUCGGCGCGUGUACCGAUCCGCCGAAUAUUUGCAUCAUAACGGACUACUGCAACCGUGGCAGUUUGAAGGAUGUGCUGGAAAAUGAUGACGUUAAGCUGGACAACAUGUUUACGGCAUCGAUGGUGGCGGACAUACUGCGCGGCAUGAUAUAUCUGCACGAGUCGCCGCUUCGAUUUCACGGCUCGCUGCGCACGUCGAACUGUUUGAUCGAUUCCCGCUGGGUGGUAAAGCUGAGCGACUUUGGACUGUUUGCGUUCAAGCAGGGCUCGGAGGACGUGCCGGAUGAGAAGGAAAAGCUGGAGGAAAAAUGUCAAAAAUUGCUCUACCGAGCCCCUGAACUACUGCGUGCCGGCCCAACCGCAACCGUACCGGGUACACCGAAAGGUGACGUCUAUUCGUUCGGCAUCGUACUCUACGAAAUCUUUACCCGCCGCGGUCCGUUCGGCGAAAUCGAAUGCACACCUAUGGAGUGUCUCAAGCGCGUACUGAACCCACUCGAUCCAAACACACCCUUCCGGCCGGCAAUCCAACCGCUCGAAACAUCGUUCGACUGUGUGCGUGAGUGUUUGAAGGAAUGUUGGACCGAGCGGCCCGAAGAUCGGCCCGACUUUAAGGCGAUCCGCAACAAACUGCGCGUCCUGCGGAAAGGUAUGCGCCCGAACAUCUUCGACAACAUGAUGGCGAUGAUGGAGAAGUACGCCAACAAUCUCGAGCAGCUGGUCGACGAGCGUACGGAUCAGCUGCAGGAAGAGAAGAAGAAAACGGAGGCGCUCCUGCUGGAGAUGUUGCCCAGACCGGUGGCGGAGCAGCUGAAGCGUGGCCAUAAGGUAGAGGCGGAAAGUUACGAUCUCGUGACGAUUUACUUUAGCGAUAUCGUUGGCUUUACUUCGAUGUCCGCCGAAAGUACACCGCUGCAGGUGGUCGACUUUCUGAACGAUCUGUACACCUGCUUCGAUUCGAUCAUAGGGCACUACGAUGUGUACAAGGUGGAAACGAUCGGGGAUGCGUACAUGGUCGUGUCGGGGCUGCCGAUACGGAACGGACUCAUACACGCGGCCGAGAUUGCUUCAAUGUCGCUGCAGCUGUUGGAAGCGGUCGCCGAGUUUAAGAUACGCCAUCGACCGAACGAUCGGCUGUUCCUUCGGAUCGGUAUCCAUUCCGGGCCGGUAUGUGCCGGUGUCGUUGGGCUGAAGAUGCCCCGGUACUGUCUGUUCGGCGAUACGGUAAAUACCGCGUCCCGCAUGGAAUCGACCGGACAGCCGCUCAAGAUCCACUGCAGCUUACAGACCAAAGAGAUCCUCGAUUCGCUCGGUGGAUAUCAGUUCCAGGAGCGGGGCCUGGUACCGAUGAAGGGAAAGGGCGACCAGCGAACGUUCUGGUUGGUGGGCGAGGAUCCAGAUGCACGGGCCCGCCGCACCAAAGAACGUACCGAGCGGCGUGGCUCGCGUGCGCUCAACAAGUAUCUCGGCAUGCUGAAGAGCGUCACCAAUCUGCCCGGGGUGCGCAGUUCGCUCAAGAGCCGUGCGUUGGGUUUGCCGCGCGGUUCGCUGCCCCGCUCGUCUAGUCUGGAGUCACCGAAAAGACUGAGAUUUGCCAGUGGAGCCAUGCUCGAGCAACAUCGGUACCAUCGAUACAGUGAUGAUGCAUUGAUGGAAGUCAUCUCGGACAGUAGCAUCCGUCGAUCGGAUUACAGCAUUUCGGACGGUACGGAAGACAUUACUGCUUCGUGUCCGUGCAUCGAGCAUCUCGGGAUGAGCCAAUCGGCGGAACCGGCCAAUUUCCUGCUAACCAACUGCCCAACAGUAACGACACCCCUGCUCAAUAACAGUAUCGCCACCUAGAAGACAAAGAAAAUGAGAG
Molecule: messenger RNA, 3915 nt
Organism: Anopheles maculipalpis
Lineage: Eukaryota; Metazoa; Arthropoda; Insecta; Diptera; Culicidae
Product: speract receptor
Exons: 14
Coding region: 165-3896 (1243 amino acids)
Biological process (GO): protein phosphorylation; receptor guanylyl cyclase signaling pathway; intracellular signal transduction
Cellular component (GO): membrane
Molecular function (GO): guanylate cyclase activity; protein kinase activity; peptide receptor activity
Source: RefSeq, a predicted model, not a curated record